AGACACGCAGUCCGCGUCGGGACCGUGCGCUCCUGCUCUGCACCGUGUUUAAAGCCCCGCGGGCCGGACAAGUGAUGUCGGCAGCAGUGAAAGACGAAACAACAUCGAGACACCGCCGCAGGGCUGAAAGGAUCCACGUUACCGUCACAAGUGUCACGGAGAGCAGAGACUUCAUCGUUAGAGGAGACUGCACCGUCAGACAGUUUAAAUGGGGUCUGUCAGAGCACCUGGGAGCCUCAGCAGAGGAGCUGGUCCUGAUCCACUCCAAUCGAGUCCUCAAAGACUCUGAACCCUUGAGUCACCUUAAAGGACUGAAUGGGUCGGUACACCUCAGCAUGAUCCAAAGGCCUCAGCAUUCAUCUGCUCCACCUCCCACUGACCCAGACCUCGACCCUGAACCAGAUAACAUCACACCUUCCCCUACUUCUCCUCUCUGCCUGGUAGAAGGUCUGGACAGCCUUGUCCUUGAAGACAGCGGGACUAGCUUCUUCCCGGAGCUCCAGCGCCAGAUGGAGAACAGAUUGCUGGCUGACCCAGAAAUGAUGCACCGUCUCCUGGACAGCCCCUUUGUGCAGAGCACCCUCUCCACCUCUAGCCCUCAACUUAUCAGAAAGCUCAUUCUGUCUAAUCCCCAAAUUCAGCAGCUCCUGCAAACAAACCCAGAAGUGGAAGAUAUGCUUAACGACAAAGAUGUCAUAACACAGUUGCUGGAGCUCAUCAAGAACCCUGACAUGAUAGAAGAAAUGAUGAACAAUGAGGACAAAGCUUUAGAAAAUUUGCAGUCAGAGCAGAAAAAUCCUGAAGUCAUUACUGACAAUUCUGACCCAGAAGCAAAAUUACAGAAGGUAGGAGCAUCUGCAUCGGUGACUACAUCACCCAGAAAUCACCAAAUACUGGAGGGUGAAUCCAAUCAGACGUUCUCUGGUCACUCGACAGAUCCUCUCAGUGAGCUGACUGCCACAUCCAGAGCUGGUUCAAACUCUCAAAGCAGCAUCACAGCAGGCAUGCAGUCACUGCUAGAAGAGAUCACUGCCAGUCCAGGUCUACUGGAGAGCCUGCUGUCUGGGCCAUACGUCAGCAGUCUUUUAAACUGCCUUAGCCAGAACUCUGACCUGGCUGCACAGAUGCUUCUGAACCACCCUUUGUUGGCUGGAAAUCCUCAGCUGCAGCAGCAAAUGAGAAAGGAGAUCCCCGUCUUUCUGCAGGAGAUGCAGGCUCCAGAGCUGCUCUCGGCCAUGUUGAACCCCAGAGCCAUGGAGGCUCUGUUGCAGAUCCAACAGGGCUUGCAUACUCUGGCUGCAGAGGCUCCAGCUCUCAUACCUGCGAAUGCUCUCGGAAACACUGGAACAGGUAUCGGUGCCGCUUCUGAGCAUCCAUCUGACUCCAUUCCGAAUAGCCAAUCAGGAAGCGGUCAACAGGCUGCUUCAGCGACAGAGCAGCAGCAGCAGUUUGUACAGCAGAUGCUACAGGCCCUGGCUAACACUAAUAACGAGGUCCAUCACACAGAGAGAGAGUUCAAGGAGGAGCUGGAGCAGCUGAGCUCAAUGGGCUUCAGAGACAGGAAGGCGAACCUUCAGGCCCUCAUCAGCACAGGGGGAGAUCUCACCACUGCUGUACAACACCUGCUCAGUCUCUGACACAUAUUCAUCCGUGCACAUACACACAAAUACAGACAUCGACAAUAAACAUAAGCACCUACACAACAGAACGUUAUGAUAAGAAAUGAUUCACCCGUACUGAUUGUAAAGUGCUCUGCAAAAGAUAAAAACAUAAGAGAAUAAAAAGCCAUACUUACUUGAUGCACUUUCAAAAACUAACUUAUAUCACACACAUAAUGUUAAACUCUGUUUGUUGUCCUACACUUACACUUUAAACUUCAGUCAAACAAAUUAAAGGUCUGAGGAUGGUGAGCGCUGUAUGCAUUUAUGAUAUUGAGGUAUACAGGUACAUGUAAAACUGACUGAGAAGUGAGACAACAGGAGGAGGAUUUUUACAUCCUUAUUGUCCUUGAAGUGUGAGUGUUUGGGUUAAUAUUAGAAACAAGAGAACACAAUGCCUUUCACUGUCUUAUAUGCACCAGUCGUGGUCUGUGUAGACUCAAAAUUCCCCAAAAGUUGAGACACAAUGUAAAAUGUAAAUAACACCAGAAUACAAUGAUUUGCAAAUCUAUUAAACCCAUAUAUUAACUUUUAAAAAUGAAAAAAAUAAGUUCAUUUUAUAUUUGAUGGUAUCAUCCUUCCCAAAAAAGUUAGGUCAGGGCCAUGUUUACCACUGCGUAACAUCCCCCUCUUCUUUAAUCAGUCUGUAAAAAUCUGGGAACCGAGGAAACCAGCUGCUGGACUUCUGGGAGAGGAAUGUUGUGUUUCUUUGUUGUAUUUUUCACAAUCCUCCUAAUCUUUCCAGUUUGUGAAACAUCUGAAAGGCAGGCCAGUUCAGCACCCAGACUCUUCUACUGAGUCGUGCUGUUGUAAUAGAUACAGUCUGCAUUAGCACUGCGUUGCUGAAAUAGAAAAGCUGCCAUCUGGAUGGAGCGUACGCGUCUCUAGAACCUGUACAUACCUUUCAGUGUUGAUGGUGAAUUUUUGGAUUUGCAAACUUCCAAUUCCUACGCACUGAUGCACUCAAGUAUCAUCAGUCAUUAUUGAACUGAACGGCGAUAACAAGCCAGAUAGUUUUAGACAGUUUUCAGCAUCCGUAUUUUCCAGAAUUUCAAAAUAAACUUUUUGUGACCACAGAAAAAAUUUCCACGUUGUCCAUUUUAAACGAGCUUUGAGAAAAUGGCAUGGAUCUGGAUCACUGUUUACAUGCGGCUUCUCUGUUGCACUUAACCUGCAUGGUGAACUAUGUUCACAGACAAUAAUUACUGGAAGUUUUCCUGAUCACAUGCAGGGAUUUCCAAGACAGAAUCAUGUCUGUUUUUAAUGCAGUCCAGAUUUUUUAGAAUUUGUUUUUUGAUAAUAUUAUGACAAAAUAUUCAAAGUCUUCACAUUUUUUGCAUUGUGGAAAAGUAUCAGAAUUAUUCCACAAAUUGUAAACUCACUUUUUUGGUGAAUCGCAGGCCACUUUUACUUCUGACAAACUCUGCCUCUCGAAGAUGCUCUUUUUAUACUCCAUCAUGUUACUGACCUGUUGCAGAUUAACAAAAUCAGGUGUAAAACGAGCAUUCAAUGUUUUGUUUUUCUUUACUAAAAUGUACUUUUCUGGUUUUCCGUUGCCCCGUCCCAACUCUUUUAAGAUGUGUUGCUGCCAUCAAAUUCAAAAUGAGCUCAUAUUUUUCCAGAAAUAGUGUGCGUUUAUGAGAUUUGCAUAUUAUUGCAUUCUGUUGUUAUCUACAUUUUACACAACAGCCCAACUUUUUUGGAACCAGGGUUGUCAUAGACUGUAGACAUAAAACAAUGCAAGUUUGCAGAAAUAUUCAUAUUAUAUUGUUAUUAUUAUCAGAAUCAGAAUACUUUAUACUUUAUUGAUCCCUAGGGGAAGUUAUUUAAUCUCUUUGCUGCCACACUUUAAAGCUCAGGCCUCUUCAUGUUGCCACCUGGACAGAGUCUAAUGAAAGCUUUUAGCACCCUGAGACAGUCAGAUGUCCUGGAUGCACGCAGAAAAUUCGCACUCUCAUUCUCAGCCAACAGACUGAGCCAGGAGUGCAAUAUGUUACGUGAUGUUCCCACUCUGUCUAGCUGCUACUGUGGCUUCUGCACCACAGGCUCUAAAAACCGUAAAUAAUUACAAAGUUUGUCUUUGAACGUAGACUCAGUUUCAAAGGACGUUCAAAGAAAGAAGAUGACUUCAGGCAAAGUCCAAACCUGCUUGGAGGUCAGUGUUUAUCUUGAGGUUAGACGGGUACAGAAAGUGAGGUUUGCACAGCCAAGAGAAAAACACAUGAUGCUCUCCCUUAAGCUUGAGCUCUAUGCUGCAGUAUUUUUGCACCAUAAGGAGCAGGCUCAUUUAUCUCCUUGUGGAUUUCACGAGCAAACAACAGACUGAGCAACAUCCUUUAGACGACUCGUGGCUCUGUUGUAAACAGAACUAUUAAAUGCUGUUAUUUACUUUGAAUUCAAUUCUGUUGUUUCUCAUUUAUGUAAAUGCGUGCUAUUUGUUGCUGAAUUUAUGAGGCUUUGUAUAAGAUGCGUUUCCUCCACGCCUCUGUGUUCAAAUAUAAUGCUCUGCAGUUGUUCUGCAGUAGGGUCAAACAGCAGCAUUAGUUUAGCAGGAUUUUCUGUGGCUACUAAUUGUUCUUUUUGGGUAAUAAUGUAUUAAGAAUAAGUAUGAUUAAGUAUUUAAUCCACAAAAUUGCAGAAAUGACACUGCUCAAAGCUUUUCUUUCUAAUAUCUAAACUUGCACUACCCCACUAGAAACACUAGGUGGCAUUUAGAGUCUUUUAGUAUGGCUUGUAUGAAAAUCAAUUUGAAUCUGAGAUGUAGCAAAGUAGGUCGAAGUUAACUCAUUGUUAUUCUCAUGUUAUUGCCUACAGUAUUAAAAUGUAAGCCAGAAAUCCACAUCUGCAUGCUCACCUCUGCAAGAUAUACAAACUGGGGCAAAUGUAUUAUUCCACUUACUGAAACUGUACAGACCUGUGCACUGAACAACAUUAAAAGAUGUUC
Molecule: messenger RNA, 4602 nt
Organism: Neolamprologus brichardi
Lineage: Eukaryota; Metazoa; Chordata; Actinopteri; Cichliformes; Cichlidae
Product: ubiquilin-1-like
Biological process (GO): ubiquitin-dependent protein catabolic process
Cellular component (GO): cytosol
Molecular function (GO): polyubiquitin modification-dependent protein binding
Source: RefSeq, a predicted model, not a curated record